Messenger RNA from Diabrotica virgifera virgifera (western corn rootworm), 834 nucleotides. RefSeq lists its product as uncharacterized. The record is from RefSeq and is a predicted model, not a curated record. The transcript has 3 exons. Bases 1 to 834 code for a protein of 277 amino acids. Lineage: Eukaryota; Metazoa; Arthropoda; Insecta; Coleoptera; Chrysomelidae.
AUGACAGAUAACGACCAAGCAAUGCCAAACGAUAAUGCUACACCAUAUGAAGGCAAUGAUCACCCAAUAAUUGCACGGUUCCGACAAGCCAAAAUCACAUCUGACAACUGCAAGUUCGACCUUACUGUUGCUAGUUUAAACAGUGACAUACUAAUAGAAGUGGCGGAUAUUGUAAAGAAUCAAACUGCUGGCAAUGCCUACACACAACUGAAAGCUCGCCUUCUCAAAAGGUAUAGCAUUAGCUCAGAUGAAAGGAUCCACAGAUUAAUGGAGCUCACUCUGGGUAACCUAAAACCCACUCAACUUCUCCACCGAAUGCAAGCUCUGGCCAUGGAUAACAUUAGUACACAAGUUCUAAAAUUUUUUUGGUUGGACCGCCUACCACCUUCGGUUCGAAGUGUUAUAUCUGUUCUUGAUGGAGAUCUAGAAAAGCUUGCUAAGAAAGCCGAUAAGUACCUCCGAUGUUCUAGUUUUCCAGUCAUGGCUGUUACCGAAAGCCCUACCUUAGACAAAGCAGUGGCUGCAUUGGAUGACCAAGUGAGCGCUUUAUCCAACAGAUCAACUGUAGCUGAAGAACGGCAACAGAUUCAAAUGGUCAAGAGUACCAAGUCAUCAUCUGACGAGCAGUGUUACUACCAUCGAAGAUUUGGAGCACAAGCAAAGAAAUGUAGACUACCCUGCAGUUUUACAAAAAAACGACCAAAGGGCGCAGUAAUGGCGGCAACUGCAGCCCCUCACAUACCACGCCGCAUCUUCAUUACCGAUGGUGUUCUUCAGCUUCAUGACACUUACAGCGUCGAAGAUACUAUCCGAUGGCCUUACUUCUUGGGAUAA